Molecule: messenger RNA, 1494 nt
Organism: Thecamonas trahens ATCC 50062
Lineage: Eukaryota; Apusomonadida; Apusomonadidae
Exons: 1
Coding region: 13-1494 (493 amino acids)
Source: RefSeq, a predicted model, not a curated record
GCCAAGAUAGUCAUGCGGCGGGCAAGAGCCAAGCUCAAUGAGGCGAGCAAUACGGCGAGUGUGCGGGUGGCAGGCGCUCGAGCUCAAUGGGACGAGACUCUGACGCUCAAGAAGAAGCAAGUGAGAGCGUACGCCUCACACUUGGUCGAGCGCAAGGUGCAUGCAGGGCUGGAUCGGGCAAAAACGGUGGUCAAAGCCGGAGCCAAAGAUCCGGACAUGCCCAUGUUCUUGCAAUCGUCAAUUGAUGCUGCCGUCGAUGACAUGUGGGUCGAGGUCAAGUACGAGGUCGUCGAGUCGGUCCUUGGCGCCAUCCGCAAGCCGUUGCCCGUCGAUCACGGCUCGCCGCCAUCGUUCUGUCCCAACCCGCUCUCUCCACCCACCGCAUGGCUACUGUACAAGCUCUAUCCAUACGAUCGUUCCAUCUGGCGCCAGCUGCGGGAUCCCAUCUGGUGGCUCCUCACCCUCAUCUCGCUGGUUCCCGUCUACGGCAUCUCGCAGAUUUUCUACCUCAUUGUCCUCCUCGCCAAGGAUACCUCGGACGAGUAUCAGGUCUGCGCCUACGUCAUCGCCUUUAAGGGCGUCGCCUUUUUGGCUGCUGGCGUCUUUCCGGCCGUCCGCGGUGCCAUGCAGUACUUUCUCUGCCUGUACUUUGCCGACUCGGACGGGAGAGACGACGACGUCGUCCUCCUCACCCAUCGCCAGCGUAACGAGUGCAUCCGGACCGGGCCGGGCCAGGAGCCACUCUGGCUCCUCGCUUUUUUCGUCCUCCAAGUCCUCCUCGUCUGGUUCGCCUACGUUCGCCUGCCGUACACCCGCAAGAAGGGCGGCAAGCGGUACGAGACGCUCACCUCAGCCGACGGCGGGUACGAUCUCGAUGGUGACGGCACACUCGACGCUGACGAGGCCGACCGCAUGGUCCGCAUCCGCGCCGAGCUCGCCCGCGCCGAUGAUGACGAGGACCCACCGCGGAGCUCGACCCGAAUCGACGACCCGCCCCCGACCUGCUGUGGUGCCCGCAGAUACCGCGGUCGUGGCGGCCUCAUCCGUCCGCUCCUUGUUUACGACUUUAUCGUCUUCUCUCUCGUCUCGCUCGCCAUCAUCGCUGCUGCCUUUACCACGGGCUCCAAGUCGCUGCUCGAGCGCGGCUUUGAGAGCAACGCCAAGUUCCGUGCCGUCGUCUACUGGUGCAAGGUUCUCUACGGCCUGCUCUCCUUUCCUUUUCUCAUCUUCAAGUUCCCGCUCAUGUUCCGCUUCCUCACGCACGCACGCCCGACUGCCUACAACCGCAACGGCGUCACCGUUCCACCCAUCGAUCCCAUCUCGCGCGCCGAGGCCCGCGCCCAGCGCAUUGCUCCAGAGCCAUCGUCUAUCGCCCAAAGCUCUGAAUCGGGCUCGGAGAGCUCGGACGGUGUCUUCUCGCAGUUCUUCCAGCGCGGUGGCGCUCGUUCCCGCUCCCGCUCCCGCUCCCGCUCCCGCUCCGAUGAUCGCGUUUAG